UUAUUCCAGCAACAGAGUACGUGAUUUACACAAAUACAAUGUCAUUAAAAUCUAAUCAACUACUGAUGACACAGAACUAUCCGCUUAUCCUCACAAUGGUCGCGGGUAGUGUGGAAGCCUAUCCCAAAUGUCAACGGCCAGGAGCCGGGUUACACCCUGGACUGGUUGCCAGCCGAUCGCAGGGCACAUCGAGACAGACAACAGCCGCACUCACAAUCAUGCCUAUGAGCAAUUUAGUGUCCUAUUAAUCUUGCAUGUUUUUGGGAUGUGGGAGGAAACCGUAGUGCCCGGAGAAAACCACAUAGGCACGGGGGAGAACAUGCAAAAUCCACACAGGUGGGUCCGGGAACGAACCCGUGACCUCAGAACUGUGAGGCCAACGCUUUACCAGCUGCAUCACCGUUUUGACCUGCAGGGUCCAGUCGCCUUAAAAAAUGCUCAGUGGCUUGAGAGCAUUGAAACACCAGUUGUAUAUUUUGCUAUUUUAAGAGAACAACUGAACAAAAAAAAGAACUGAAAAAUUAAGUCUGACAUGUUUAAAAGGCCAAAUUAAAUUUAGUUGUAAAGUUUAUAGUGCUAAUCAUCUAAAUGCUAUUUCGUUAGUUAGCUCUGUCAAUCAAAUAUUCUUCAGAAAGUUCUUUGCAACGCUGGUGUGGAAGUUUUUAUUACCUAACUAGUCAUUGGCAGAUUACAAACAAAAAAAGAAAAACAAAUGGCGGUGAGGAAAAGGCCCAGCAGGAGGAACGAACAUUGGAGGACGAAGUGGCAUCGUCACAAUGACGCCCAAUUCCUUGGGAGGCAGUCGUUCUCCUAUUGUUACACAGCAGGGAUGAGAUCCACCACCUAUGAUCCUCUAACAGCAGUUAAGUAGCGAGAGAGGUGGUGGUGCGAAAGCAUCGCUUUGCUGCUGUGUCAGGAUGAAGAAACUUUUCAAGUUCCCGAAGAGGAAGACCUCAUCGAUUGACGCGGCUGAAAAUGCUUCCAUUGCCAGUGACAUGAGAGAAAACGAGAUGGGCAAGUUUCACAAGGCCGCUUGGCAGGGCGACCUGGCCAAGCUGGAGCAGCUCGUCAAAAUUGUUGAUGUCAAUCACGUUGACAAGCAGAACAGAACGGCACUUCAUGUCGCUUGUGCUCGUGGAAACGUCGAGGUGGUGAAAUUCCUUAUAGAGAAAAACGCCCAGAUCAAUUUAUGUGACAAUCAAAAUAGGUCUGCUUUAAUGAAGGCAGUGCAAGAACAGCGUGAGCUAUGUGCCAACAUCCUGCUGGAAAACAAAGCUGACCCCAACUUGAUGGACUCCGACGGAAACACAGUUUUACAUUUGGCCUCAAGUAUCCCGUUAAUCUCCACCGUCAUCUUGCUUGUGAAACAUGAUGCUGACAUCAAUGCCAAAAAUCUGGAGGGCAUUUCACCCCUGACUGUAGCAGUCCAAGAAGACAACAUAGAAGUAGCAGAGUAUCUGUUGAAGAAGGGCGCCAAUGUUAAUAUUUUGGACAGACAUCGAAGGACACCAUUAAUGAUGGCUGCAGGCAACGGACACGUCGACAUGAUGCGGCUUCUCUUCCAGUUUAAAGCCAAUGUCGACCUGACGGAUAGCAAAGGACAGUCGGCCGCAGACUACGCUGAGAUGGAAUACCAUGAUCAUUGUAGCCUCCUUAUAGCCGAGCACAAGAAGAAACAGGCGGCCCCCGCCCAGGUCCAUUCAAGUCCAAGUAAAAAGCCGUCCAAAUCAUUUGAGCGAGCCCCCAGCAAAGAUGCUGUAAGUGUUGACCGUGUGAGUUCAGCAAGUGCACGUAAGGAGGAUUCCAAACAAAAAGAGUGUGACAUGACCCAACUGUUGAAGAUCUUGAGUCAACUUGGAAAGGAUAAAAGUGAAAAGUUUGACCUUGAAGAAAUUGGUUCAGACUAUGACAAAACCAGCAACACCAGUAAAAGAACUAUGCCUGAAGGCUCCAUGGUCUCUCAGAUAUCUGAGGAAUUCCCAGAAUGCUCCACUUCCUCUAUGGAGGUGAGGGACCCAGAGGUGCAUCCAAAAGCAGCCGAAAGGAACAUCUCAGACGUGAUACACUUGAGUCCAAAGCCGCAGCUUCGUUCAAAGAAGCCACUUUUGGAGAGUGACAAGUCCGAUUUUGACCAUGAUGUGAUAUUUGUAUCAUGCUUCGAGGGCAAGGCGGAGGAACGCCGUCGUAAGGGAGUGGUUGGGCCAGGCUCCCCUUGUGCCUCAAUAUUGUCAAGAGACCUCAGAAGUCAAUUGCAAUCUGACACUCCAGUAAGCAGAAAACCGAAGGGGAGAAAGACCGAGUGGUCUUUUCAGGUUGCCAAAGAUGCCGCUCAGAUCGUUUCUAUGAAAAAUCAAAGUAAUACCAGUGACAUUGGUGGAAGGGGAUCCGACGGACAUGCGAGUGAGAAAACGGAGACUUCAAUGAGCCGCAAAGAGAGUUCAUUGAGAAGCAAGGAGAUGUCAACUCAAGCUGAAACGCCUUUGCCUCCAAAGAAGCAGGCACCAUCUGCCGGUGCCAGGCCGCUUGGGGAAUCGCCGAUGCCACAUCAGCGGUUCCCCAUUGCAAACAAGCCCGAUGAUCAGACUGUAGAGAAGAUCUCACAGCUGGCAGUGGUUAGCAAGACCCGCCCUGCUAAAGUCCUUCCAACCACCAAAGACCUUGCUGUGAAUGAUGACAGCACUUUAAGUGAUGUGUCGGAUGACGAAGGAAGGUGGCAAGCCAAACAAAAGCCAAAAAAACAGCGCAUCGACGAAAUGGAGAUCUCUGAAGAGCUUGAUGAGAUUACGUCCUCAUCAGACUUGACUCUGGAUGAAUGUGAGCUCCCCGCUCCUACGCAUCAGGGCACGACCUUCAUCCCGGCGAACCUCUCUCCUUCAGAACGCCCAUUUAAGAUGAAGCUGGAUGCCUUCAUGGGGCAACAAAAUAAGCUCCCUGUGCUGAAGCCAAAAGACCAUCACAGCUGUGCUGAGAAGCUGACCAAACUAAAAAAUGAAAAGGCAGAAUUAAAGAACAAAAUUGAAGAGGUUAAAGAUGAUCAGUGUGCCAUGGAGCAUAAACAUAUGCAAAUGGAAAAUGAAAUCACAAACCUCAGAUUGUCGACAAAACAACAGCAAGAAGAUUGCCUUAAUACCAUUAGGAUGGCUCAUAUCAACAAUGAGAAGCUUGAGGAGGAACUCCGGCAGGCCCACGUACAGUUGUCUCAGGAACGCUGCACGAAUGCGCAGCUGCAGCAAAAGUUAAAGAGUCAGGACUGCAAGCAACAUACCAUGGAAGAGGACUACAAAAGAAUCAAACACAAUGAGGAACAUCUAAGAACGGAACUCGAGGUCACCCAGGCGCACAGCAGCACCAAACAAAGAGACCUCGCAGAGGAGAAUGAAGCUCUCAAGGAGCAGCUCGAAGAUAUUCGUCAAGAUCUCAGACUUACCAACGACAACCAGGCCCAAAGUGUUUUGGAAUGGAACAAUAUGAUUACAGGAUUAAAGUGCGAAGUGACGUUAGCGAAUGCGCGACUGGAGGCGCAGUAUCAGGCCCAUAGCGUAUUGGAAGCAGAGACUCAGGCCCUCCGUGCCCGUCUGGCGGAGGCCGAGCAACUUCGGUCCGAGAUGGAGAAAGCUUUGCUUCAAGAGAAGGAGGAACAGCAGCGACUUCGAGACAAACUUGCAAGUGAGAUAGCCGGUCAACGAGAGGCAGUUGCCAAACUGUCCCAGAAGCUGGCAAAGGCGAAGGCACAUGGCAACACAAUGGAGAACGAGGUGCAUCGAGUGGAGUCGCAGCUGAUCGAAAAGAACGCGCAGAUCGGCACCACGCAGCGUGAAAUGGAUUUGAUAAACGCGCACGUGAAAGAGCUGGAAGGUCUUCUGCAGACCGAAAAGGACCUGGUCAGCUGGGCCGGAGCGCGCCAAGAGGCCACGCAGGAGCUCCUCGGCCAGGCCCAGAGUGAAGGCAUAUUGCUGCGGCAAAAGCUAGAGGAGGCCCAAAAGCAGUGCGUCGCAAAGGAGCUCGCCGUGACGGAUGCCCAAAAGUGUUUUACCGAAAUUCUGGCCAAGCUUCGCUCUGACUGUGAAGACAGAGUACAACUCGUGCAAGACCGCAAUCAGGAUCUCGCCACGAAGGCGGCUGAACUUCGAGAACAUAUCCACCAGUUGCAGGAGGAGAAAAAUGAAAGAGAGGCUAGUCUGAGGCAGCUGCAGGCGGAAUUAGCCGACUCAUUGAAGAAGCUGUCAAAGUGUGAAGCUUCUCUGGAGGUCUACAUGCGAUAUCGCAGCGAAGCCGAGGAAGAGAAAACUCGGCUCCACAAAGAAGCGGACAGGUUUAAAAGAAAGAUGGAAGAAAAAGAAUCCCAUUUCAUACAAGCCGAGAAACAGGUGACCGAGCUCAGGAGUCGUCUCGACGAACGGGAGCAACAACUCAUCAUCGCCGCUCAGAAACAGAAGGAGGCGCUGUCUGUCGCGGCUGCCACCAAUAUAUCAGUCAAACAGCUGGAAGAGGCUGUGUACAGGCUAAAAGCGCUACUAAAGGGUGCUAAGAAGAAAUUGCAAGAUUACCGAGCAAGUGAACUAGAGAGAGAAAAGGCCAAAGAGCUGCAGGCCGAGCUGAAUAGGCAAAUGUCCUUCCGAAGCCUUUUGGAGAAGAAUAAAAAGCAGUUGGAGGAGGAGGUGCAGAGCCUGCGACGCAGAAUGGAGUCCAACACGGUGGAGCACAAGCACGUGGAGCAGUACCGCCGUGAGAUCGAGGAAAAGGCCCGGCAGGAAAUACAGAAAAAAAUACAUGAGGUCAACCUAUUUUUGCAGUCCCAGGCAGCAACACAGGAGGCUCAGGACCAGAUAAAAGCCACAACCGAGGUCAGCCUGCGCUCCAAGAUCCAAGAACUGGAGGGCGAACUGAAACGAGCUCGAAGCAUCCAGCAUGACACCAUCGCCCAAAGGGACGCCUUGCACAAAGAGCUGAAGCGCUACCGACAGAUGCACAGAGAGGAGCAGUGGCUCCGCAAGUCGCUCUCUAACGACCUCAAAAGGACUAAUAGUCGGCUCACAGAAGCCAAUUCCAAAUUGCUCAGCGAGCGCUGCAAGUCUCUCGUCUCGUCGGGCACCACAAGUUCCAAUGGCGCCUUGCCUUCUACCUCAGGCACAACGGCGGCGCCGUAUAGGAUGCGGAACUCGAGGAUCCUCAACCCUGUGGCUGAAGGGCAGGGCAGCAAUGUGGACGAUUACCUGUCCAAGAAAUCAAAGCAGAGUAAAAUCUCCUGUUCCCUUCGCUCCGAUCUCCUCGGUGACCACAGAAAGUCCUCCUGGAAGUAACAGAUUGAAGGAAAUCGAAGACGACGAACAAGGGGUUGAGCUCGAGGAUGUCGCCGGAGAGAAGCAACAGUGCUUCGAGGGUCCUGAAGAGCAACCACCAGAGAUGUCCGAGCAGGAAUGACCAGCUGAUGGAGAUGUGACUGCAGAACUUCACGAGCCGUCAGAUCCGACGCGCCUCGACUUGAUCUCGCAGAACCUGGCUGCUGCUGGCUGUCGGCUCUUUUUAUAUGAAUAAACGCAUACGGAGAGCAUGGCCCGAGCCCGUAAUUGCUCUUGUGAUCUUGGCGCUACGUUUUAAAAUACCGACCGCACCGACCUCCUCGUCCCGUCACGUUCCACCGAGGUUACGAUUUCCCUUUAACGGAGAAAAAGUAAGCACACGACAAUGCACAUUGCACUUAAGCACUCACGCGAUCAGCCACAGUCUUGAACACACAAUCUAAUGUGAUAAAGUUGGGGAAAAAAAGGCCUGUUUCUUGAAAUUAUGAGAAACAGAUACGCCACUGCCAAGUACAACCGCAAGAAAUAUUAUUACCUCCCUUGGCAGUGUCCACCCGAGUAUAACGAGGCCAAAAUGAUCAUAAUCUCAUUAGAUUGCAAAUUGAACGCAUGGUGGCUAAUCGGUGUGUGUAUCUACUACAUGCUGUAUGUUGCAUAAGAGCUAUUAUUUUUAUAAGCAACAUAGAGGGCCGAUUUUUAUACAUAAUCCUGAUUGAGGAUUUUUAUCUUGUUUGUUAUUGCUGUUUUUGAAUUUGAUGUAUGUAUCAUUUCUAAUUUGAUAUGUGCCAUCAGAAGGGGGGGAAAUGCCUCUUGGUUUUCAUUCAAAAUUAUUUUUUUAGGGGACUGGGGAAUGCGACUUACUAUGAUAUUGCUGCAUUUCUACUGACAUUUAUGUUUUCUUCCCUGUGUUUGGUUCUGGCAUUGGAUUUCUGUAAAUAUUUUGUGGUCUUGUAAAUAGAGAGGAAUAUUGUAAAUCCUGUCAUGAACGGCAAGUUGUAAAUAAAUGUGUGCAACAGCCGUAACUGGAGUAUUUUAAGUAAACACG
This is a messenger RNA of Syngnathoides biaculeatus (alligator pipefish), 6345 nucleotides long. RefSeq names its product ankyrin repeat domain-containing protein 26-like. Bases 918 to 5300 code for a protein of 1460 amino acids. The record is from RefSeq and is a predicted model, not a curated record. Gene Ontology annotation, molecular function: protein binding. The transcript has 31 exons. Lineage: Eukaryota; Metazoa; Chordata; Actinopteri; Syngnathiformes; Syngnathidae.